Messenger RNA from Clonostachys rhizophaga, 9606 nucleotides. Lineage: Eukaryota; Fungi; Ascomycota; Sordariomycetes; Hypocreales; Bionectriaceae. The record is from the annotation of a GenBank genome assembly.
AUGUUGGAGGGGCUUGUCGCCGGGUUGCUGAACCGCUUCCUGGGCAUGUACGUUAAGAACUUCGACCCUACCCAGCUAAAAGUCGGUAUUUGGUCUGGCGAUGUCAAAUUGCACAACCUACAGCUGCGGCGCGAGGCUCUCGACCAGCUCAAACUACCCGUCAACGUUAUCGAGGGCCACGUCGGUGACCUUACCCUUGCCAUUCCCUGGUCAAACCUGGCUGGUGCGCCCGUCAAGGUCUUCAUUGAGGAUGUGUUCCUCCUUGCGAGCCCAAAGGAGGAAGCUGAAUACGACGAGGAAGAGGAGGACCGUCGCAAGCAGCGCCUCAAGAUGGACAAGCUCGACAGCGCGGAGCUGCUCAAGGAGCGAAAUCAAGAGGGCAUGAGCGCCGAGGAGCAGAAGAAGAACCAAAGCUUCACACAGAGCCUUGUCACCAAAAUUGUUGACAAUCUUCAAGUGACUGUCAAGAAUCUUCACAUCCGGUACGAAGACUCGAUAUCCGCCCCUGGACACCCCUUUGCCCUUGGCGUUACUUUGGAGGAAUUCAGCGCCGUGAGCACCGAUGGACAAUGGAAACCUACUUUUAUCCAGAAUGCAGGAGACGUUACGCACAAGCUGGCGACCCUGGGAGCCUUGGCUGUUUACUGGAACACGGACUCUGAACUUCUCGGUACGGGAAGGCAGACAGAACCAUCCCCAGAAGAGGCAAUGCCGCAUGGCGAAAUGAUUGAAAAAUUCAAAGCAAUGAUUAAUAACACAGAUCAAGCAGGCUUGAACCACCAGUUUAUUCUCAAGCCAGUCAAUGGACAAGCAAAGAUUGAGCUUGAUAAAACUGGCAAUGUGAAUGUGCCCCACUUCAAAGCAAAUCUCCUAUUCGAGGAGAUUGGCCUCGUGUUGGAUGAUCACCAAUACCGUGACAGUUUGAUGAUGGUGGAUUUAUUCCACUACUUCAUCCGCCACCAAGAAUACAAAAAGCUCCAACCCAAGGGCGUCACACCCUUGGAAGAUCCCAGGGCUUGGUUCAAAUUUGCGGGCGAUGCAGUAUUAAGUAAAAUUCACGAUCGAAAUCGACGAUGGUCGUGGGAAUAUUUCAAAGAACGACGUGAUGACCGUCGGCGAUAUAUUGAGUUGUUCAAGAAGAAGAAACAACUUCAGCAGCUCACGGCCACUGAAAACGAUGACCUCAAUAAGCUGGAAUGGAAACUCGGUUAUGAGGAUCUGCGGUUCUGGAGAUCUCUUGCACGAAACCAGCUAAAGAAGGAGAAUGCCGAGGCUUUGAAGAAUCAGCCACCCCAGCAAGCACAGCAAGGCUGGGUGUCGUGGCUCUGGGGGUCUAAACCCCAGGAAACCAUCCAGGAGAAUGAGGAAAACACCCAGAUGACAGAGGAGCAGCGUAAAGAGCUUUACGAUGCCAUCGAAUGGGAUGAGAAAACCGCACUGGCAGAAGCUGUUGAUGUUCCCCGAGAAGCUGUCAAGCUUUGCAUUGAAACAUCUCUGAGUACUGGUAGCUUCACUCUAAAGAAGGGACCGCACGACGAUCCAAAAGAUCUUUUAAGUCUACAUUUUGACGUCUUCAAAGCAAAGGCCCUUCAGCGGAAGGACUCAAUUCUGGGCAAUCUUUCACUGGGAGGUUUGCGAGUAGUAGAUGGCACUACGCCCGAUAGUUUAUAUCCCGAGAUUGUACGCGUUAAGGACGCACCGGAUGCCAAGAAGCGCAAACGGUUAUCUCUGAAUGAACUGGCGGUUGUGGAUGAAGAGCCAUUCUUCCAAAUCGAGGUGGAGAAGAAUCCCAUCGAGCGUGAAGGGGAUAUUGCCGUGCUCGGUAAAUUGAAGCCCCUCGAGAUCGUGUGGAACCCGAACUUCGUUGUUGGAAUCGUCGACUUCUUUAGGCCACCUGAGAGGCAUAUGGAGUCUAUCACUGCAUUGAUGGAAACCGCCGGUGCCACCGUUGAGGGUCUACGUGAGCAAACCCGAGCUGGCCUCGAAUUUGCUCUAGAGGAGCACAGGACCAUCAACGCAGAGCUGGAUCUUCAAGCGCCGCUCAUCAUUCUCCCUGUCAGCAUCACCACACCGGAGUCGACUUGCCUGAUAGUUGAUGCCGGUCAUAUUCAUGUCAACAGCGAACUGGUUGACCAAGGCACCCUUAAGGAGAUUCAGUCAAAACAACGCCAGUCAUACAACGAGGAAGACUUCAAAAAGCUCGAGUCAGCCAUGUACGACAAGUUCAUCGUCAAGCUCACGUCUACUCAGGUUCUUAUCGGACCAUCCAUCGACGAAACCAAGGCACAGCUGGUGGAAAAGGACGACGAAGCGCUUCUCCAUGUGGUAGAGAGGAUCAAUGUAGAGUUCGUUGUGGAAACCUCGAUUAUGCCCAAAGCGCCCAACUUGACAAAAUUCAAGGUCUCUGGUCACCUUCCCAUGCUGCACGCCACUAUGUCCGAUUCGAAAUAUAAGAAUCUGAUGAGAAUUAUUGACGUGUCUAUUCCCAAAUUCGGGAACCAAGAGGAGCCAGAGCCUCCUCAGAGCGGCAAGAAAAAGACUCGUCCCAGGCUUGCUACAGAUGCUUCUACGAGGUCGGGAAAGAAGUCCGGGCGAGAUAGGAGUCAGUCCGAUGCGUUCCCCUUCAUGCAGCCACAUACUGCUGUUGUGUUGGAUGAUAUCGACGACGACGAUGAAGAGUUUGAGGAUGCUGAAGAUGGAUCUAAUAACGAGCACCUCAAGAUACAGCAGCGCAGCUUUGAAUUUAAAUUCAAGGUUGACACCCUCAAGGGUUCGCUCUACCGGAGCGAUCCAAACCGACAGAAGCCAGACGUCCUCCUUGUUGAACUGGUCGCUGAGCGCUUCGAUCUUGAAUUUUACUCACGAAUUUACGAUAUUGCUGCGGAGGUGUCUCUUGGAUCAGUCACGGUCGAUGACUUUGUGGACAAUCCGGCCGGGGAAUUCAAAUCUAUCGUAUCAUCAGGUGAUAGCGAUGAUCUUCAAGCUGGAAGAAGCCUUGUUCACGUCAAAUUUGUCAAGGUUAAUCCCAAAUCACCGGAAUUCAUGCCAGUUUACGAAGGUGUUGAGACCAAUAUCAAGGCAACGGUGUCAACAAUCAAUCUCAUCGUGACGAGGAAAACAUUGCUUACCCUCUUGGAUUUCAUCCUGAUCACAUUUACCUCUGGCAACAAUCCACAGCCUCCAGAGACGCCUGCAAUUGCUGAUAGCCCUGGAAGCGAAUCCCCUGAAGAGAAAUCGGUUGAACUUGCGCAAGACCAAAAGCCCAACACGGGAUCAAUUCGUGUCCACGUCGAGCUAAAGAGUAUCAGACUCAUCUUGAAUAAUGACGGUAUCCGUCUAGCAACAUUAUCUCUCAAUCAUGCAGAUGCUGGCGUCUUCUUGCGUGGUAAUACGAUGCGAGUUAAUGCCCGACUUGGUGAUCUAUCACUGGUUGACGAUAUCAACAUGGGGGCAUCUGAGAGUUCUAGCCUUCGAAAGUUGGUAGAGAUCCAAGGCGACGACCUGGCUGAUUUCCGAUAUGAAACAUUCGACGCAAACAACAAAAAGGCAUACCCGGGAUAUGACAGCUCCAUCUACCUCCGAGCAGGGUCCGUUAAAGUUAACUUUGUGGAGGAGCCAUUCCGCAAAAUCAUUAAUUUUGUGGUGAAAUUCGGCAAAAUGCAGGCGCUCUACAAUGCUGCGCGCCAGGCUGCAAUGAAUCAAGCGAACCAAAUACACCAAAGCAGCCGUUUCAAAUUUGAUGUUAUUGUCAAAACCCCCAUUGUUGUAUUCCCCCGCGUCGUCGUACCUGGUCGAACGAAACGAGAUCUCGUCACAGCUUAUCUUGGUGAAAUAUACGCCCAGAAUAAGUUCGCUCCGAUAGACGAUAGCAAGGGCUCCGAUAUUGCGAUGAAAAUAUCGGCUGGUAUUCGAAACAUCAGGCUGACUUCUGACUUCAACUACUCCGACGACAAGUCAGAAGAGUUGGAGAUGAUUGACCAUGUUGACCUUGGUUUUAACAUCACACAUGCUGAACACACGCCUGGUGCUCAACGUCCUGAUACCGAAAUCGAAGGAUCAAUGUCAGACUUCAAUCUACGAAUCACUCAAUAUCAGUUGAGAUCUCUGAUGGCUAUCUCGCAAUCUGUUCCGGCUGCAUUUGCUGGAGAGGGCGAGGGUGGGGACGAAGAUGCCGCCAAAGCUGUCGAUCAGGAUACCCUGCGCCGAGCGCAAUCGAUCAACCAAAACCAACAAUCCGAUGAUGGGCCGCUCAUCCACUUGGGUCCGGAACUCAGCUCGGUCGACACGACAUGGACAAAGUUAGAUCUUGUGUUCCAAGUGAAUACUAUUGGCCUCGAGCUCAUCCUUGCAGAGGAUGAUCAUCCAGUUGGUGAUUUGGCAAAAUCAAGCUUGUCUCGGUUCUCACUUGACGAGUCAAAGGUCAAAGUCCGCAUGUUAUCAGACAACUCGCUGGAAGCUGAACUCCUGAUCCAUGCUUUCACCAUAUAUGAUAGCCGACCAAGCGAGACUAAUAGGUUCCGUCGUAUUAUGGCAUCAGCCAACAAAGAUGUCCACCAACUGAUGGCCUCUAUUACAAUGUCAGGGGGCAAAGAAAGAAAUGUGAUCGCAAUGGCAACACUUGACAGUCCUCGCGUAAUCUUCGCACUUGACUAUCUCUUCGUAAUCCAAAAGUUCUUAACUGAGGGGCUAGUCCAAGAAGAGAUCUCCCCGGUUGAUGAUGAAAGUAUCCUGGGAUCACCCGAGGAGUCUGAUACCGACUCACUUGCAGUUACAUUUGACGCUCAGCGAUCCCAACAGGCAAGAUCUCUCUCCUCAGCUCGGCAAAGCGAGGAUACUCCGUCCCAGAAGGAGCCCGAGAAACCCGAGUCGAAUAUGAAUCUGGCAUUCCGAGUAAAUUUGGUUGAUGCUCAGGUAAUCCUCAUUGCCAAUCCCCUAGUAUCAAAUUCCGAGGCCAUUGUUUUGGGUAUUCGGCAAAUGCUUCUUUCGAAACAGCAUUCUCUCACCUUUCAAAUUUCGCAAGUCGGAAUGUUUCUCUGUCGGAUGGAUCGCUUCGAGACAUCUCGUCUGCGCAUCAUUGACGACUUCUCCGUCCAACUCAGCAUGGACAGCUCCCAACAGAUCACUACAGCCAUUCAUAUCGAGGUUGAGCCACUUAUUUUACGUCUGUCUUUGCGUGAUAUUUUGCUGGCUCUCCAGAUCAUCACAAGGGCUGGUGAGCUAUCUGGAAAUGACACCAAGGCUCCCAAGGAGACACCAGCGGAACAAAAGGCCAAACAGCUGCGUAAUGCUGGCAUGAAGCAAAAAUCUGGCAGUACAUGGGGUCAUUCUUCAACUGGAAAGACAAAGGGUUCGAAAUCAGUUGGCGCUGGGGGUCAGAGACCACAUAGCGAAGUAUCAAAGUUACCCGUCCGAGCCCAGGAGGAGCUUUCUGCAACCAUUGAAGGCGUCCGAGUUGUUCUCAUUGGUGAUUUGCAUGAGUUGCCAAUUCUCGACAUUGGGGUGAAGCAAUUCACGGCCUCUGCACAAAAUUGGUCAUCGAAUCUCAAAGCGGAGGUGGCCGUCGAUAUGUACUCCAACGUCUACAACUUUUCUAAAUCCAGUUGGGAGCCACUCAUCGAGCCAUGGCAGGUCGGCCUUGGUGUUGCCAGAGAGAUUGGAACUGGACUGCUCUCUGUGGAUUUAGCGUCUAAGCGGGCAUUCGAUGUGACAAUCACUACGGCUACCAUUGCUCUUGCUUCAAAAUCAUUUGAUUUCUUGACCACAGAGCAGAACGUGUUGGACAAGCCACGUGUGAAUGAAGCUCCUUAUCGAAUCAGGAACUACACCGGGUUUGAUGUCGUGGUCAACUCGAAGAGCCCGACUAGCGAAGAGCCGAUCUCGGUCUCGUUAGAAGACGGCAAGGAAGCUCCGUGGAGUUUUGAGCACUGGGAAAAGAUGCGUGAAAAUCUUCUUACCGAAUCCAACCAGAAUGAUGUCAGCAUAACUCUAGAGGGCAGUGGAUUUGAUACCGUUAAGAACGUACGAAUCAAUCGCGAGGGCGAGUUCACUUAUGGCCUACGACCCAAGGCAGAUGUUCUCCACCGGCUUUGUGUAGAGGUCGGCUUAGGUGCUGACAACGUCAAAUAUGUGACUCUUCGCUCGCCCCUGCUUUUCGAGAACGCGACCGAGAUUCCCGUUGAGCUUGGAAUCUACGAUUCUCAGGACGGCCAUCUGCUCAAGAUUGAGAAAAUCGCUCCUGGAGAGUCGAGGCCGGCUCCAGUAGGCGCAGCGUAUGAAAAGGCAGCUUUAAUCCGUCCCGAUGGAGGGUUUGGGUAUAGAUGGAGCACUGAACAGCUCUGGUGGAAAGAUCUCUUGAUGCGACCUACCAGGCAGAUCGUGUGCAAAGGGGACACUGCGGACCCGUUCUAUUUCCAAGUGCAUGCGAGAUUUGACAAGGCUAAUCCCCUGACAAAGUCAUAUCCAAACAUGAAAAUCAAACUGUCGGCACCCAUUACACUCGAAAAUUUGCUCCCAUAUGACUUCAAAUACAGGAUAUACGACCGAAAUACUAAGAAGGAUUGGUCUAAUUUCCUCCGAAAGGGAGGUGUAAGCCCUGUUCAUGUCGUGGAGCUCUCCCACCUCCUCCUUCUCAGCGUUGACAUGCAGGAUACUGUCUUCAAGCCUAGUGAUUUUGCAAUCAUCAAUUCUGGAACCAAUGAGGAUUUUCGAAAAGAGAACCGCAUUAUUCUCAAGGACGAUCAAGGACUCCCGCUUCAUCUCAACGUACAGUAUUUCAGGAUUCCCAAUAGUGGAGGUGCCUUCAAGGUCACCGUAUACAGCCCAUAUGUCGUACUGAACAAGACUGGCUUGGAAUUGAUGGUUCGAGCGAAGACAUUCUUGCAGCAAGCCAGGCCCGCCGCAGGACAGUUCCCAUUGGUGGAUACUUCCGAUCAAGAUCGACCAAAAGCUCUUCCAUAUAUGUUUUCAUACGGCAACGACGACCACCGCAACCGAGCUCUGCUUAAGGUAGCCGAUUCAGAAUGGAGUAAGCCUCAAAGUUUUGAUGCUAUUGGCAGUACCUCGGAAGUUGUGCUUAACUCCUCGUCAAAACAAAACAAGGAGGUUCAUCUCGGCAUUACCGUCAAGUCUGGCGAUGGGAAGUACAAACUUACCAAGGUGGUGACUCUUGCUCCACGCUUUGUCAUGCGAAAUAAGCUUGGUGAAGAACUUCUCAUUCGGGAGCCCAGUUCUUCGGGUUACCUAACACUCCAAGGCGGUGCUCUGCAACCUCUUCAUUUCAUGCAAAAAUCUACCGUCAAGCAGCUCUGUCUCUGCUAUCCCGGUGUUAACAACCAAUGGACCUCGCCGUUCAACAUCGCGGAUAUCGGAACAACUCACGUCAAGAUCGCCAAGGCUGGCCAGCGUCAGCGUUUGGUGAGGGUCGAAAUCCUCUUGGAGGAAUCUACAGUCUUCCUCAGCUUCAGUUUCGAGACCAAGAACUGGCCAUACUCUAUGCGAAACGAGAGUGAUACCGAAUUUACCUUCUACCAGGCCAAUCCCAAUAUUGAUGAAGACGGUGUUGAAGAUCUCAGUGGAUGGAAACCUGUGCGCUACCGAUUGCCUCCUCGAAGCAUCAUGCCUUAUGCUUGGGAUUUCCCGGCAGCGAAGUUCCGCGAGAUCAUCAUUUCUGUAAACAAGAAAGACCGGCACGUCAAGUUAGCUGAAAUCGGCAACCAAGUCCCAAUGAAGUUCAUCUCGCCGGAGGGACAACAAAAAAUCAUUGACAUCAACGUGGCCGCUGACGGACCCACCCAAACAAUGAUCCUCAGUAACUUCCGGGCAAGCAAGAGCAUGUACAAACCCAAGGCGGUUGAGCGAACAAAGUCUGGUCUAGAGGCGUUCGAAGUCAAGGAUCAGGACACUGGUGCCACUUUCCGUGCGCAGCUGAGGCUGGCCAGUGUGGGCAUCUCCCUCAUCAACGCCCAGCUCAAGGAGUUGGCAUAUCUCACCUUUAAGGAUAUCCAGCUUCGGUACAGUGACUCCCCUCUGAUUCAAACUGUCUCAUUGUCAGUCAAAUGGAUCCAGAUUGAUAACCAGCUGUAUGGCGGCAUUUUCCCAAUGAUCGUCUACCCAAGCGUGGUUCCCAAAAAGGCGCAAGAAGUUGAUGCACACCCUUCGCUGCAUGCGAUGAUCAGCCGAGUUAAGGAUGAUUCCUAUGGUGUAUUGUAUAUCAAAUAUGCCACCAUCCUACUGCAGCAGUUGACUAUUGACCUUGACGAGGACUUCGUGUUUGCUCUUCUGGAAUUUUCCGACGUCCCUGGCGCGCGCUGGACGAUUGAGGCUGAGGGCAAGCUGUGUGAUGAGAAUUUGGAUAUCCCCCAGCCUACACAGCAGGCAGCAGGACAGGACAUAUACUUUGAGGUGCUCAAUAUUCAACCGAUGCAGGUUGAUUUGAGUUUCAUGCGGACAGAGAGAAUCAAUGCCGAAGACCAGCAAUCUACUCGGAACCCAAUCAUGUUCUUCCUCAACGUUAUGACAAUGGCGAUUGGCAACGUCAACGAUGCUCCAAUUCGCUUCAACGCUCUCAUCCUUGACAAUGUGCGCGUUUCGACUCAAGUUCUCAUCCAAAACAUUUCAAACCACUACAGUCAGGAAGUCAUGUAUCAGAUACACAAGAUUUUGGGUUCAGCGGAUUUCCUCGGCAACCCUGUGGGCUUAUUCAACAACAUUUCAUCUGGUGUCACGGAUAUUUUCUACGAGCCAUACCAGGGUCUCAUUCUCUCGGAUCGACCUGAAGAGUUUGGGAUCGGUAUCGCCAAGGGGGCAGCCUCAUUUGCUAAAAAGACCGUCUUUGGUUUCAGUGACAGUUUCUCCAAGUUUACAGGUAGCUUGAGCAAAGGCCUCGCGGCUGCAUCACUCGACAAGCAAUUCCAGGAUCGCCGUCGUAUCACUCGAGCCAGGAACAGACCCAAACAUGCACUUUACGGAGUGGCCGCCGGGACAAACAGUCUACUGACCAGUGUCGCAUCCGGCAUCGGUGGAUUGGCGCGGAAGCCUCUGGAGGGCGCCGAGCAGGAGGGAGCCCUUGGCUUUUUCAAGGGAGUCGGCAAGGGAGUGCUUGGGCUUGCCACGAAGCCUGCUGUCGGUGUUUUGGAUAUGGCAAGCAACGUCAGUGAGGGUAUCCGCAAUACGACGACCGUAUUCGAUGGGUCCGAGUUGGAGCGCACGCGGUACCCACGUUUCAUCCCGAACGACGGCAUUGUGCGACCGUACAAUGCCCGUGAAGCGUUGGGCCAGUAUUGGCUGAAGCAGGUCGACAACGGGAAGUACUUUGACGAGCAAUACAUUGGUCACUUGGAACUGCCAAAGGAGGAUAUGGUAGUCAUGGUUACCUUUGCACGCAUUCUUCUCAUCAGGUCUAAGCGACUGGCUAGUGAAUGGGAUGUGCCGCUCAAGGAUGUACAGACGAUUGCCAAAGAGCGUACUGGCGUAAGUCUGACUCUACGCGGAGGUGCCAAUGGUCCUUUCAUACCAGUAGGAGGGGGAGGGGAGAGAGGUUUCCUGUACAAGAUGCUGGGGAUCGCGGUCGAGGAGUACAACAGGCGUUUUCGAAGCGGUGGCGGGUAG